Messenger RNA from Poeciliopsis prolifica (blackstripe livebearer), 1598 nucleotides. It is a transcript of the gene spic, whose product is annotated as Spi-C transcription factor (Spi-1/PU.1 related). NCBI's taxonomy places the organism in Eukaryota, Metazoa, Chordata, Actinopteri, Cyprinodontiformes, Poeciliidae. Gene Ontology annotation, cellular component: nucleus. The transcript has 5 exons. Gene Ontology annotation, molecular function: sequence-specific DNA binding; DNA-binding transcription factor activity, RNA polymerase II-specific. The coding region runs from base 1 to 873 and encodes 290 amino acids. Gene Ontology annotation, biological process: regulation of transcription by RNA polymerase II; cell differentiation. The record is from RefSeq and is a predicted model, not a curated record.
AUGAGUACCUGCACCAUUCGCUUUAUUAGGACAGAAAUGGCCUCCUCUGAGGGAAACACUCCAACCUAUAAGAUGACGUCUUUAGAUCCUGAGAUCAACCAACACUUUCAGGAUGCAAUAGAUGUGAUCCAGCAGCAUUCACACAAUGCAUACUACAGUCCAGAGUGCAAGUAUUUCGAGACGCUGAGCAGCCAGCCGUCGUCUCUGCAGGUUCAGAUGUCCUACCACGUCUUUGCACACCAAUCUGACAUCCCGGCUGUAGGAUACGACUGGAGCGAAACAACUCAGCACUCCUGGCCUCAGGUCAUCCCCCCCGACGUCUCGUUGAGCCACUCGGUGCCGAACGAUUCGCCGCAUUUCUACCCCAUCGUCCCACCACAGAGGAACAGCAAAGGACGUAAAAAGCUCAGGUUGUACGAGUAUCUCCACGAAGCCCUGAACGAUCCCAGCAUGGGCGACUCGAUACAGUGGACGGACAGCAGCAACGGCACGUUCCACUUCAUCUCCAAGAACAAAGAGAAGCUGGCUGAGUGUUGGGGCCAGCGCAAGGGCAACCGCAAAACUAUGACCUACCAGAAGAUGGCAAGAGCCCUGAGGAACUACAGCCGCACCGGCGAGAUCGUCAAAGUGCGCCGCAAGCUCACCUACCAGUUCAACCCAGACAUCCUGCACAGGCUCGGCUCGGCGCAGGUACCCAUGCACCUGCAGGCCCCGUCUGCACAGGACGACGCCCACAGUCGGCAGGAAAGCCCCUCCGAGCAGAGCUACCCCGGGUCAGCAGCGGACUGGCACGGCUGGUACGCACACUACCAGCUUCAGGAAGACUACGACCUGGCGGCGAGCUUCACCUCACACAGCUCAGCCAAACUGUGAGCCAACAGGCAGCAGAUCCUGAAAACGUUCCUCAUUUGGAGGGAUUCUUUAAAAGACUUUCGUCUGUAUGUUGCAUCUAAAUAUUCUCUGGAUGAUGAGCUGAAAGCAGCACGCGAUGUGGUCCGGUUAUUUCAACAGUUUCUGUAAAUAAUCUGUAAAUAUUGUCAAAAGUGAUGUUGAAAUUGAAGUAAAAGAUUAUGUUCUCGUUUUGAUAUGAGUCCUUAUUUUGAAGCCUUUUUGAUCUGAGUUUUUUGAAGAAACAUGCAUUUUUCUCUCAAAACUGUUGUGAUAACUGUUUAUAUUUUAUUCAAUAUUUUGUUUAUUUCCACAGUUAUACAACUUUAGUCAUAGUAUAACAACUCUAGCUAUGAAAGCUCUGUUAAUGCAAACACAGCUUGCAUAAACAGCUCUGUUUAUGCAAGUUAUGAAUCACUGUAAAGCGUAUAUUGUAUUAUUAUUAAACUGACUUUUUAACAUUUCCAGUGGCAUUUAAUAAAAUCACCUAACAGGAGAUCAGAUAACGAGAUUAUGUAUAGAUCUCCUACAGGGCAUCAAACCAUCACUGUUAAAUAAUAAAAAUAAGCUUAACUUCUAUAUAAUUUGAACUCUUAAGUUUUAACUUGUACUGAAAACUUUUCAAAAUGUUUAAAAAUGUUGAAAAUAUGAAAAAUUAAGCCUAAAAUAUCUAAAACUGGAUUAAAUGUAUUAGAAUUUGACCAUUUAUG